AUGGCUGCUCAAGUGUCGAAGAAAUUUUGCAGUGUUUUAAUAAUUGUAAUUUUAUUUUCAAUGAUGUUUUCUGCACAAGUCGCUCAUUCCAACACGAUAGAUGUGUGUAUAAAAGACUGUGUCACAAAUCAGUGUAUGAAAGCAUCAAAAAAAGCGACUCAAGCGAUAUGUGGCAAUCCUUGCAAGAUGAUUUGUGAUCCAAUAAAAAAUGGUGGACAAUACAUUGUCCCUGGUAAAGGUUAUCAAGAUCCUGUGAAAAGGUUUUGCAGCGCAUUCAGCUGGAUAUGCGAGUAA
Messenger RNA from Eutrema salsugineum, 294 nucleotides. RefSeq lists its product as uncharacterized. The record is from RefSeq and is a predicted model, not a curated record. The coding region runs from base 1 to 294 and encodes 97 amino acids. The transcript has a single exon. Lineage: Eukaryota; Viridiplantae; Streptophyta; Magnoliopsida; Brassicales; Brassicaceae.